Molecule: messenger RNA, 5373 nt
Organism: Guillardia theta CCMP2712
Lineage: Eukaryota; Cryptophyceae; Pyrenomonadales; Geminigeraceae
Exons: 13
Coding region: 1-5373 (1790 amino acids)
Molecular function (GO): protein binding
Source: RefSeq, a predicted model, not a curated record
AUGAUCUGCAACUGCCCAGGUUUGGAUUCAAACGCAGCAUUUCAAUUCUUUGAUACUUCAAGCAAGUCUUGGAUUGACAUCUCAGGUAAGAUUGAUGGUGCAAGCCCAAGAUCUGGAUAUCAGUAUGUCAUGGCAAGUAGUGCAAGUUCACUUUACGUCAUAGGCUUGUACGAUAUCACAUGGUCACAGACAAACUCUAUUGAACUUUUUGAGCUCAACUUCUUGACGAUGAUGUGGACGAACUACACUGCAGAUAUGAAAGGAACAGUGCCUGGUGGCAUGCAAGGCGGUAGGUAUGUCGAAUUCUUCCAAGUCUGUGAAAGAAAGAUCUUGGCUGCUUCAUACUCUACUAUGAUGGCGUUUGACUUCGAUACUAUGAUAUGGGAGGACAUCUCGGGAGGGGUUGAAAGCAUCUUAUUACGCUUAAGGAAUCAAUAUCUAUCAUCUUAUCAAAUCAAAAGACUGUGGUCGUUCCAAGGCGAUUUCUACUGUUCGGUCUCGGUUCAAGAUUCAUCCUAUCUUCUGAUCAAUCGUAACUGUGGAGAAUCUGGAUGGGAGGAGUACCUGACAGUUGCCGACACGUACACUGAUCUGCAUGAUGUUAUCUUCACUGGUGUGGUGAAAUUCGAUGCAAGCUACAACGAGACCGAUCAACUCAUACUGUCUGAGUUGAAACCAACAACCAUAGAUCAAUACGUCAUUGAUGCAUGCGACGACGGCAACAUUUAUGUCUAUGACAUACAGAGCUCAGAUAUGUAUGUGAUCCGCGAAAGAGUCAAGGAUGUUGUGAAGUGGACCAACGCUGCAACUGCAGCUGCUAAUCUCAGAACCAGCAUCGUGCAUCUAGUUGCUUGGGAUAGAUUUGUUGCAUCAUAUGAUUCGGGAGAUCGCUCCAUCAACGUCUUCGACACCGCAAGCUUGAUAUGGUCCCCGAUCCACCCGGAAGGAUUGAGCAUAAGCAAUCUGUUCUCAUGGAAAGGCGACUUGUUUGGUGUGUUGUAUAGAACUACUUUGACCCAGGAAGAUGUUGAAAAUUCCGGUGUGUUUGCUUAUAACCUUUCCACGGGAGAAUGGAAGAAGUACGAUUCCUCGAUAGGAACUCCUGUAAAGUACUGGCAUUCCAUCGCUGCAACGGACAAAUAUAUGUAUCACUUUGGAGGACACAACAUAGAACUUGGUCUUGCAUACGAUUACUUUGAGAGUCACGUGAUGGACAAUUGGUUGUACCGCUUCGAUCUCGAGGAACGAACGUGGAGUAUCUUGUCAAAGACGCAAGAGAAUGCUCCCAGCCCGAGACUCUCUCCAGCAAUGAUGGUUGAAAACUCUAGAGUGUUUGUGUAUGGAGGAGUCACCAGUCUGUUUAUGGGCCUGUUCUUCGACGACCUCUAUAGCUUCGAUACCGAGACUUCGACCUGGACCAUGUGGUUUGAAGCCGACGAUCGUCCAGUCGCCUUGACGUUUGUCGGACAAGUCUUGUCGGCUGACAUGUACAAGAUCUUCGCCAUGUACUCGGUUUCGGACGUGAAAACCCUCACCUCUCGAGAGCUUCCGAAAGAAAGAGAAUCGUCAGGGUUAUUCAUGCAGGACCUUCUCACCUCAUACGACUGGAACACCCUCGUCGUCCCUCCUUGUUCGGCUCCUUCCGACUGCCUCAGCAUGCGAAGCUCUGUAGACCUGUGCUCCCGUGCGUGGAUGCCUUGCCAGCUUCACCUCAAAGCUUCCGCAUCUCCUCCAGCACAACCUGCUGCUCUCAUGCUGGUGGGCGACGCUCAUGUCUUCUGCGACGCGAGGGCAGGAUGUACAGGCAUCACAUUAGAAGGAGUUAACCUCAUGUGCACAGGCUCCCGCAAAGGAACCGAUGCAGCUCUGCGCAUGGUCGGGGUUGGAGCUCAUCUAGAGCUGACGAGAAGCUUGAUAGAGGGAUGCUCCAACCAAGACGAUGGUGGAAGCAUUCAGCUCUACGGAGGCUCCACGGGCUCGCUUACACGCAUACGUUUCUUGCAAUCCUCAAGCGCUGGAAGGGGAGGAGCGAUCAUGCUGCAGGGAUCCACCAUGAGCAUCAUCGGCUGCACCUUUGAAGACUGCAGAUCCACAGAUGGUGGAGGAGCUCUCUUUCUCAGGUCCCAGCCGGUCGACUACUUCCCAACUGUUAUGUCUCGGCCAGUUCUGCUGGUCGACUCAUCGCAAUUCUUGUCAAACUCGGCAGGACAUGGUGGAGCUUUGUUCUGCGAGAACGGCUCGUUUGUGACGAUCAGGAGAAGUCUCUUCGUCAACAACAUUGUCGCAAGGGAUGGCGGCGCUUUGUACUUGCAGACAACCAAUGCGCGUCUGGAAGACAAUGAGUACCUGCAGAACGAGGCUGGAGGAGGAGGAGGAGGAGCCAUCUUCUGGGAAGAGCAGGAGCCCGUGUUGUUGGUUGAGAACGAAGUGGAAGAAUCUAUCCUUGCAUGCGGAAGACAGCCUCAUGGAAACACUGCCAAGUAUGGACAUUGUGUUGCCUCGAGCUUUCAUCGACUGCAGCUCGAUGCCCUCGACCAUUUCUUAUAUCCUGGCCUACCCUUUUCAGUGAAGGUGACUAAGUUUGACUUCUAUGGUCAGCAGAUGACGACAGACUCUCUGACGACACUCCAAGCUCGAACUUUGAAGCUUUCAAGCAGCAGUGGCGAGGCUGUUGUCGUCGGAGCCAACACGAUGACUCUGAUAGAAGGGACAGCUGUCGCGGAUAUCUCUCUGAAGCUCAACUUUGUCCAAGCUGAAGGCUCCGUUCCAGCUCAGCCACAAGGGGCUCCAGCCCUGGAGGUGUUUGGGUUGGACUCAUUCUCUGACCUCGCGAUUCGCUCCAACCCUCUGCAAGUCAAAGUCUCGCCGACAAUCUGUCCUGUCGGGUAUGUCCUCAAGACUGACGGCCCCAAGUUUCCUACCCUAGCAGUCUGCGACAAGUGCUCUCCCGACUCCUACGCCCUGCAGGCCUUCACGGGGACCAACAGCAGCGAUCUCGCCUGUCUUCGUUGUCCGCAUGGGAUACGAUGCGACGGGGGGGACGCGAUCGCGAAUCAAGCCGGCUUCUGGUUCAACCGCAGCAUCCUCACACAUCCUGGCGGAAAGACUUUUCUAAGAAGCCAUCGAUGCGCUGAGGGCUGCUGCUUGUCUGAUUUCACGUGCAAGGGAGGGCAGGAGGGUCGGCUCUGCGCUAUUUGCAUCACAACGAGCAAAGACGAAGACUACUUCUGGGCCUUGUCAAGUCGCGAUUGCAAGAAAUGCAAAAAGAACAUGUCAGGAGUCAGAAUUUUUAUCUUAGUGUUGGUGCUGAGGGAGAGCAGGACAAGCUUCUUCUUGCUUCCCCUCUUCCGACAUCUCAACAUCGCCCAGGCUCUCACUGAGGAGGUCGAAAAGUUGACGAGGAAGCUCUCGAGUCGGAUCGAGGAGAGAACGGCACUGAAGAACAUUCAAGAGUCGCUUAGCAAGCAUCGUUCAAAGAUUGGAUACCUCAAGAUAUUGAUUGGCUUUGCGCAAGUCUCUUCGAGUCUUGUCUCGAUCUACAACAUCCAGUGGCCUGAUUUGAUAGCUCGCCUGCUGUCAAACAUUGCAUUCGUCAGCUUAGACUUUAUCUCCUUGCCUCAGAUUUCUUGCGCGGCCUCGGAAUUAUCCUUCGAGGACAAACUGCUUCUAUACACGCUCGCACCGUUCGCUCCUAUCCUUCUUCUUUUCCUUCCAUAUGCCAUCACAGUGCUCUAUAACAGGCUGAGAUCGAUAACUGUCUCCGAGAUUCUGCUCUACAAGUUCAUGUUUUGGAGUUUGUUUUUUGUCUACGUCGUCUACAUCCCCGUCUCAUCGAUGGUAUUGAGUACCUUCCUCUGCCAAGACCUCGAGGACGACGGUAACUGGCUCGUCAGAGACUUUCGAGUGCCUUGUCCUCGAUCAUCGGGGAGCUUCGCGUAUGGCUGGGCGAUAUUCACGACCUGCGUCUACCCCGCCGGAUUUCCUCUCCUCAUCCUCCUCAUCCUGUACCAGCUCAAAGUGCCGCAGCUGGCUCGAGCAAAGCAGGAGUUUGCCUUCUUCGAGACCCUAGGAAAGAUGCAGGUAAUGGAGGGAUCCAAGAAUCAGUGGCAAGGGAAGGAGAGCGAAUGGAGGAGGAAGUGGGACGUAUCAGUCUUCGAUCAGCUGGACAUGUCUGACUUGUUGUAUCUCAAAAAGCUGCUUCAAAGGAUCCUUGAAGAUAUGAUCGGCUUUCAUUCAUGGACCGUCAUGCAGAAUCUGGAAGAAGCGGCAGGGGAAGGUGCCUUCGAACUUGGAGUACAAGCUAUAGAAAGUGCUGAGGAAAUUAUGAAGCCUGAAGAGAUGGAGAGAGAGAAGGAGAGAGAAGAGAGGGAGAGGGAGAGGGAGAGGGAGGACGAACAGUUCAAGCAAACUCGAUCUCAUGACUUACAAGCCCUCGAUGUUGGAAGUGCGAAUGAAAGCAACGCUGCGAUGCAAUACCGGACGACUCCCAAGUCAAGCACGUCAAGCACGCUUCGAGAGGACGCAAAGAAGAAGGGGGACAAUUCCCUUGCAGAUGCUCAGGAGGAGAAGGAGGCGAUCAAGCGUAAGGAGCAGGAGAAGUUGAUGCUGGAGCAAUCAGAGAUGGAGAGACGAGACUACGUCCGGUUCUUGUACGGAGAGGUCUUGAAGCACGAGCUGAUCCAGCUACCAAAGCUUCAAUGGUCAAACAACUUCCUCACAAACGACAAGAAGUCACAGAUGCUUGAGCAGGAGCACGAUGAGAAUAACAAGAUGAAGGAGAAGGAUGACUUCGAGCAGCAGGAAGAGCGCGCCCUUCACAUUGCUGGUUUUCUCUUCUCGAUGUAUGAAGUGAAGUUCUGGUGGUUCGAGGUGUUCGAGCUGUUGAGACGUCUUCUCACGUGCAUCAUCAUCAGCUUCUUCUUCACCGGCACAAUCUUCCAGGUCGUCGUCGGCCUCAUGCUCUUGUUCUUGUCCCUGGCUGCUCACAGCAGCCUCAAACCCUUCCAAGACAUCUCGCAAGACAACAUGAUGUUCUACGCUCUCGUCGCUAACUUUGCGACGCUGCUCUAUGGGAUCAGCUUGAGGCUGAUGGCUGUAGAGGAGCUGCGGAUCGAUUCCACCUCCUACGAGCUUGACCUCGCUCAGGCAGCUCUUGUCACUGCCAACAUCUUCGUCGUUGUCUUCCCUGUCGUUCAGACGCUACUCGACAUUUACGGCGCGGCUAUGGUGCAAUGGUCAGGGCGCCUGAAGCAGCUGAUGAAGCAGCAGCUCUCCAGAGCUGGCACUAACAUGGCGGCAGCUCUGAGCACGUUGCUGUCUCGCUUUCAGAUCUCCAUGGCGAAAUCACGGGAGGACUCUCCGAGUGCCGCAUGA